Molecule: messenger RNA, 1065 nt
Organism: Boeremia exigua
Lineage: Eukaryota; Fungi; Ascomycota; Dothideomycetes; Pleosporales; Didymellaceae
Product: calcineurin binding protein-like protein
Exons: 2
Coding region: 152-940 (262 amino acids)
Biological process (GO): calcium-mediated signaling
Cellular component (GO): nucleus; cytoplasm
Molecular function (GO): calcium-dependent protein serine/threonine phosphatase regulator activity; nucleic acid binding
Source: RefSeq, a predicted model, not a curated record
CUGCCCCAUCGCAGAAGCAAGUCGACCGCGCACGACGGAUGCGGGCGCUGGAACGUCUCCACGCCACUGCUCUGGUGAUAUAAGUCCGAUAGUCUGCCUCGCUCUUCCACUCACCACUGCAACCACCACAGAACAUCUGUACUCCACAAACAUGCAAGCUACCCUUCCUUCACCCUCGCGCUCACGCGCAUCGUCGCGGAGCAAGUCGCCACUCUCCCUCGACUUCUCAGAUCUGCCGCCUCUCGUGCAGCCUUCGCCACCUUCAAAUACCUUGAUUAUCACAAACCUCCUUGCGCCCGAGAUCUUCCAACCCGCCACCCUCACAGAAAUCCGCCAGACCAUCGACGCACACGCAAAAGUCCACACAUGGGCGCCGUUGAAGUCCUUCAAGCGCAUCGUCGUCUCCUUUUUCAACACCUCCGAUGCCAUCACUAUCCGCCAAACGCUCGACGGCGAGACUCUUAUGGGAUACCGCAUCCGCGUCUACUUCGGCAUCAAUACACCCAUGAACCCUACCGACCAACAUUUGCCUCUGCCCAAGAGCGAUAAGCUUUUCUUCAUCAGCCCGCCGCCCAGCCCGCCCAUGGGCUGGGAAAUGAGGAAUGAGGACGCGCCAAACACGCUUGUGCACCCCGAGGACCUUGCAGAAGCACUUGCAAAGCUACACGCAAGGCCCAACAACGACCUCGACUCGCCCAUUUCAGAUGCUGGGUACUCGCCCAUCACCAGGCGGCGGACGGGCAGCACACUGGUUGUCUACCACCCAGAGGACCACGGUGACUCGCCAGAGCUGCCCGCCAUCUCGGUCGAGGACACAACAGAAACCCCCGAGUUGCUGACUCCCGAUGCGAUGGAGGGUGUUGAGGGUUCUAUCGCGACAGAAAAGGCCAUGGGGAGGAACACCAGUACUUCGCGGCCGCCGGUGGAGCUCAUGCACUGAGCAGGCGUAGUUUGUUUUCUUGGUUAUUGUUUGGGCGUUCAAAGUAGCAUAGGAUGGGACGAAGCAUUGCAUGUAACGGCGUUGAUGGUUUCAGGCUCUAUACAGCCUCUCCCUUGGCAUGGGCC